AUGGAUGCUAACGGCUCGGAAGCGGUAAGAUUUGGGCCAAAAUGUCCUUUUAAACCCGGAGCAUCUAACAUUUCACGGUGUUGUAUGGUUAGAUUCAGCUUUCUAGAGUAACUCACUUAUUGCUGUAGGUCAGAUGCAUCGCAUAGAGUCCAAUUAGACAGUGUGAUUUGCAAGUUGAUGAUCUUCAGAUUUUCAAUUGUUGACGACAUCAUUUCUAGUAACUUCUUGCCAACGCAUCAUAAUCGAACGGUAUCGCUUGUUGGCAGCGUUCGUCAAUCUACAUUCUGCAUCUCAGUAUCUGCGGAAUCAUUGGAAAUUAGCAACCCCAUAAUGGUUCCUUUUAGCUGUUUACAAUUUUUAUCGCUAUUGAAUCUCCUUUUUGAGAAAAUUUAUUUCAAAAAGUUGUGACUGCGUUAUAUUUUCUCAUUAUUUUAUAGAUAUUUCACAUGGAAGGUGGAUCCUACACAAUUGACCAGCAUGUACUGAAAGUUAUGAUUUAUACAAGAUACAUUCGUUUUCUACCAGUUACUUGGGAACGAUCUAUCUGCCUUAGAGUUGAGGUUUACGUAACCAUCAGUGAGUUUGCUUCAAUUAAAUAGGAAAUUUGACCCUCCCCUCUCUCUAGGUUAUCAGAAAAUUCUUCAGUCUUUUUCGAUGCCGAAACCUGAUUUUCUACAACGAUUUUUGAAGUAGUUGCCUACAAAAUUAAACUGUACCCUUUUGGAGAGUUUUACAUCUCUGAGGUGGAGUUCUUCUGGCGUGAACUAAACCUGCAUUUGCACGCAAAGGAAUUCCAGAACUCUCCUCAGAUCUCAGUUUUUCUUUUCCUUUCGUACCUCUUAAUUUUAGGCUCUUCUGCCUUUCAUAUACCUUAUAUCUCUACCAAAGAGUUUGCGGCAUUUGCAACUCUUUACAUCGUGAAUAAUAUAUACGCAAUCAUAGAUAUGAAUUUUCUCCUCGUAUAUUCAAAGAGCAAAAUUCCAUAUCCAUGAGCAACCACGUUUUAAUUAUAAUUAUUAUUACGAACAUUAUAAUGAUUAUUAUUAGGAUUAUUAUUACCAUUAUCACAUAAACAAGAUUGCCCUUAAGUGACAAUAAACGUGGACCAGAACGCUUUGCUAUUCUUUCGUCAAAAGUGACAAAGUGUUGCCAAAGGCAAGUGACCUGUCAACAGCUGAUUGCCGAUAUGAAACAUAUGUAAAAAUAUAUCGUAGUUCUGUACGUGUAUAGUUACAGCUUCCUCUCGCCUGAAAUUUCUUAUAAAACACAGCAAUUUGUAAUAUAAUAAUAAUAAUAAAGCAUUUUUUAAUCAUUUGGUAACAAUUUGGUGUGAUGCAGUGAACGAAAAAAGACGUGACCACCCAAGCCCAUAUUACUGCAUGUGCCAGGUUGGUAUGAAUUGGCAAUUGAAAAACAAACAUGCACGUUGUGGUUAAUACAAAGCAUUUAUACUAUUUAAACAGUGCAGAGGCUCAAGGAAUGGAAAGUGGCGUCAUCUCCAACAGUCAAAUGAGUGCCUCUUCCCAAUGGAGUAACUUAGAAAGAGCUCAUUAUGGUAGACUUCACGUAAAAGAAACACAGCACAACGCAGGGGGUCGGGUGGCUCGCACAAAUGAUGAAAAUCAGUGGCUUCAGAUCGAUCUAAAUAAU
Pocillopora meandrina is the source of this 1650-nucleotide messenger RNA. Lineage: Eukaryota; Metazoa; Cnidaria; Anthozoa; Scleractinia; Pocilloporidae. The record is from the annotation of a GenBank genome assembly.